CAAUGCUCUCGUCAGAUACGGGGUACUCCGUAUACAUGGCCAUCUAUCUCCUUUACCACAUGGUCUAUUUAUUAGACCUCCCAUACCACGUGCCCUGGCCCUGUUGCAGCUUGCAGCUUGCAGCCGACAGCUCCCAUCCUGUAGCGUCACCCCCCGGCCCAGUCCCACUUGACACAUGAUUUGUAAUGUCGUCAUUGAGUUUGUCGCAAUUGAAACACCUGUCGACACCUUCCCCUCUCCCCAUAAUUAUAAGAAGCUGUUUGAGCUCCACGGUACUGCGAGUGUCCAGGCCGUCCCUGCCAGCUCCCCUCUUCUCCCCAUCCCACCCCACACCACCACUGCCACCGUCCAGACAUCGCCUCUACUCAACCGCAACCAUGGCUCAACCAACCGUCCGCUCCGCCUACGACCCCAAGAACAUGAAGUUCAGGUACCUGGGUCCCACCGGUCUGCAGGUCUCCCUCUUCUCGCUCGGUGGCUGGCUUACCUACGGUGGCACGCAGAAGGGCUCCAUCGUCAAGGAGAUCCUGCAGACCGCCUGGGACCAUGGCAUCCAAACCUUCGACACCGCCGAGACCUACGCCAACGGUGCCUGCGAGGUCGAGAUGGGCCAGGCCCUGAAGGAGCUCGACUGGCCCCGCGACGAGUACGUCCUGAUCACAAAGAUCUUCUUCGGCACCGGCCGCAAGGAGCCAAACACCCGCGGCCUGUCGCGCAAGCACGUCAUCGAGGGCCUCAAGUCCAGCCUGGCCCGCCUGCAGACCCCCUACGUCGACGUCGUCUUCGCCCACCGCCCGGACGUCGGCACCCCGCUGCUCGAGAUUGUCGAGGGCUUCACCCAGGCCAUCCGCAACCUGAACCUCGCCUAUUACUGGGGUACUAGCGAGUGGAGCGCCCAGCAGAUCGCCGAGGCCACCCGCCUCGCCGAGAAGCACAACCUCAUCGCCCCCAUCGCCGAGCAGCCCCAGUACAACGCCUUCCACCGCGAGCGCUUCGAGGUCGAGUUCAAGCCCCUCUUCGACCAGUUCGGCCUCGGCACCACCAUCUGGAGCCCCCUCGCCAGCGGCCUGCUGACCGGCAAGUACAACGACGGCAUCCCCGAGGGCUCGCGCUUCGCCACCAACAAGGCCUUCUUCGAGAACACCGUCAAGAGCCUGCAGACCGACGAGGGCAAGGCCAAGAUCGAGAAGGUCAAGAAGCUCACAAAGAUCGCCGAGAGGCUCGGCGGCAACACCUCCCAGCUCGCCCUCGCCUGGGCCGCCAGCAACCCCAACGUCAGCACCGUCAUCCUCGGCGCCACCAAGAUCGAGCAGAUCAACGACAACAUCAAGGCCCUCGACCUGCUGGACAAGAUCACCCCCGAGGUCAAGGAGGAGAUCGAGGCCGUCCUGGACAACAAGCCCAAGGGCCCGUUUACCUUCAACCGAGACAGGUGAAUCGCGCCUUCUGCUGCUGCUGCUGCUUGGGGGCCGAGGUCUUGAAAAACACAGACGCUCACAAUCUUUCUUGAUUUGUAGACAACCGAGACAGAGGAGGAAGUCAAAAGCAAAGCUCUAGAUUUAUCGAGGCCAUACUGUAAGGAUAAUACAUUCGCUGUAAGGAUAAUACAUUCGGAAUUUCGAGA
Diaporthe batatas is the source of this 1624-nucleotide messenger RNA. RefSeq lists its product as uncharacterized. Lineage: Eukaryota; Fungi; Ascomycota; Sordariomycetes; Diaporthales; Diaporthaceae. The record is from RefSeq and is a predicted model, not a curated record. The transcript has 2 exons. Bases 186 to 1436 code for a protein of 416 amino acids.